Messenger RNA from Emericellopsis atlantica, 756 nucleotides. Its product is annotated as actin-related protein 2/3 complex subunit 3. Gene Ontology annotation, biological process: Arp2/3 complex-mediated actin nucleation; regulation of actin filament polymerization. The record is from RefSeq and is a predicted model, not a curated record. Bases 139 to 711 code for a protein of 190 amino acids. Gene Ontology annotation, cellular component: Arp2/3 protein complex; cytoskeleton. The transcript has 3 exons. Lineage: Eukaryota; Fungi; Ascomycota; Sordariomycetes; Hypocreales; Bionectriaceae. Gene Ontology annotation, molecular function: actin filament binding.
ACGACAGCUCGCUGAGCUCUGGCAUCGUAGCAGCCAUCGCAGCGCAGCACCGCCCCGCCAAAGCACGACGCAUCGUGGUCGUGCGCCAACCCAUUGAUCCAGACAGCUUCACCAAGCAUACCCAUCUGCUGGUUCAAGAUGCCGGCCUACAACUCCAUCUUCAAUGAGGAUCCCAAUACGCCUCGCCUAGUCGGCAACUUCCCCCUCCUCCCUCUCCGCACAAAGACUCGCGGGCCAGCGUACGCCCUCGCCCCGUCAUCGCUGCCGCCCAACGAGUCGCCCGACCCCGAUGACGAGAGCUACGACAUCCUCGACGAGGUGCUCGCCCUUUUCCGCGCCAACACCUUCUUCCGCAACUUUGAGAUCCAGGGACCCGCCGACAGACUGCUGGUAUACGGCAUCUGGUUCGUGAGCGACUGUCUGAGCAAGAUCAAGCCCGGGGCGGACGCGCGGACGGCACAGAAGGAUGUCAUGAACCUCGCCCUGGACAACAACUUUGCCAUUCCCGGGGAUCCGGGGUGGCCGCUGAACCAGAUGUACGAACCCCCGCGGGACAGGCAGGACGCAGAGCAGCUCAAGCAGUACAUGUCGCAAGUACGCCAGGAGCUCGCCACACGAUUACUCGCCCGCGUGUACCACGACGACGAGACGAAACCCAGCAAGUGGUGGCUGAGCUUCACCAAGAGAAAGUUUAUGGGCAAGGCGCUGUAGAGUGGGGAGCAUUAGCAUCGGUGCAGGCGUAGUCGUAUACAAUGA